Molecule: messenger RNA, 576 nt
Organism: Drosophila miranda
Lineage: Eukaryota; Metazoa; Arthropoda; Insecta; Diptera; Drosophilidae
Product: vacuole membrane protein 1-like
Exons: 4
Coding region: 1-576 (191 amino acids)
Source: RefSeq, a predicted model, not a curated record
AUGGACAAAUUGGUAUUUGGCAUAGAAACAGGAUCUAGCAGUAAGGAGAAGAUUCAAAAGGAGAAGCGUCAGCGUGCUCUGGCACCAACCUUGGAGGACAUCCAAAUGAAUGGACCAGAUCAGCUGGUCAGGGAGGAAGUGCAUCGGAACACCUGGUUCUUUGUGUUCUGGUUGGGUCUGGGCGUGCUCUCGACUGCAGGGCUUUGCAUCGGCCUACCCACAUUUUACCUCUACUUGGGACCUCACAUCGCCAGCGUCACGAUGGCCGCAUACCAGUGCAAUUCGCUCCAGUUCCCGAGUCCUAGUCUUCCCUAUCCGGAUGACAUCAUCUGCCCGGCGGAGCCGUAUGGGCCAUUAUAUCGAAGGGCGGCAUAUUUGCACGGCUACGAUCCUGAUGAUGCCGAGGACCUGGUCGAGUUCGAAGCCCUGAAUGCUGAAAAGGACCAGAUGAAUCUUUGCAUGCUGGACAAGUGCAAGCUGUUCGUGAAGCGCGUGGCGGAGAGCAUCAAAUUCUUUGAAAUCCUGGCUUUGGCGACCUAUGGGAAUGCUUUUUUCGAACUGGCCGCUGGACGGUAG